GGAUAGAGGAUCCGGAAUACAUUAGUAACCUCCUAAACAUGCCUGUUGAAGGAAAGCCGGGUACAGCUCCAGAAGGUCUAGCAACCAACAUUAAUAUGGAGUACUCACCCCAAGCCCCAGGAACAGCCCCUGCGGCAGGAUACCCUUCACAGAUCAUGGCUCCACCAUACUCAGCAAAUGCAGAAGGACCCUACAUGCAUCAGCCAGAAGGCUGGAAUCCCGCAGUAUUUCCCCCACCACCUCCAUACAGUGACACAGGAUACCAACAACAACCAAUUUUUGCGCCUCAAGUCAUUUUCAAGACGGACUUGGCAGAUAACCCAGGACUGGCUGUGUGCCCUGCCUGCAACCAGCCAUGUACAACAACCAUCAAAUACAAGUCCGGCUGCUUAACCACCCUCUUAUGCUGCCUUUUGUUCUUCUUUGGAUGUGUGUUGGGCUGCUUCUUAAUACCUUGCUGUGUCAAGAGUUGCAAAGACGUGGACCAUUACUGCCCCAACUGUCAACAUCUCAUCUACAAGUACAAGCGUCUAUAGGCAAUGCAAACAAUUGCGCUUGCUCAUUAAGGGAACCAAAAUUCCUUUCAAUAAACCCACACUGCUUGAUAUUAUUGCCUUAAACUGUGAGAUUAAAAUAUGUCAUAUUAAAUGGAAGACUGCUUUAGGGCUCAUGCACACAAACGUACAGUAUUUUUGUCCGUGUCCAUUCCAAUUUUUUGAUGGCCCAUAUGCAGAAUUCAUAUCAAUGGGGCUGCAAAAAAAACACGAAAAUGACUCAGUGUGCAUUCCGUCUCCGUAUGUCCAUUUUGCAAGAAAAUAGAACAUGUCCUAUUAUUGUCCGCAUUACAGACAAGGAUAGGAUUGUUCUACUAGGAUUGAACACGGCCGGUAUUUGAGUUUUGCGGAUCCUCAAUUUGCGGACCACAAAACAACAACGGUCGUGUGCAUGAGCCCUAAAGUUCAGGGAGUUAUAAGAGGCCCUAAUAACUGCUGGGGUGAGUAAAGGCAAAGACGCAUUUCCUAUCACAUUGGAAAAGCGAGCCGCAGUAAUUUUGCAGAACAGCAGCCGGUGUCCGCCCUGGGAUACAACCAUUUUCGUGCCUUACAUGCAA
Molecule: messenger RNA, 1111 nt
Organism: Bufo bufo (common toad)
Lineage: Eukaryota; Metazoa; Chordata; Amphibia; Anura; Bufonidae
Product: lipopolysaccharide-induced tumor necrosis factor-alpha factor homolog
Exons: 6
Coding region: 39-536 (165 amino acids)
Molecular function (GO): zinc ion binding
Source: RefSeq, a predicted model, not a curated record